Yarrowia lipolytica CLIB122 is the source of this 918-nucleotide messenger RNA. Its product is annotated as ADP/ATP carrier protein. NCBI's taxonomy places the organism in Eukaryota, Fungi, Ascomycota, Dipodascomycetes, Dipodascales. Gene Ontology annotation, biological process: mitochondrial ADP transmembrane transport; mitochondrial ATP transmembrane transport. Gene Ontology annotation, cellular component: mitochondrial inner membrane. The record is from RefSeq and is a predicted model, not a curated record. Gene Ontology annotation, molecular function: ATP:ADP antiporter activity.
AUGUCCGACAAGUCCAACUUCCUCGUCGACUUCCUUAUGGGCGGUGUUUCCGCCGCCGUCUCUAAGACUGCUGCCGCUCCCAUUGAGCGAGUCAAGCUCCUGAUCCAGAACCAGGAGGAGAUGAUCAAGCAGGGUCGACUUUCCCGACCUUACAAGGGUAUCAUCGACUGUUUCAAGCGAACCGCCGCCGAUGAGGGUAUCGCCUCUUUCUGGCGAGGUAACACCGCUAACGUCAUCCGAUACUUCCCUACCCAGGCUCUUAACUUCGCCUUCAAGGACAAGUUCAAGAAGAUGUUCGGUUUCAAGAAGUCUGAGGGCUACUGGUGGUGGAUGGCCGGUAACCUUGCCUCCGGUGGUCUUGCCGGUGCCACCUCUCUCGCCUUUGUCUACUCUCUCGAUUACGCCCGAACCCGACUUGCCAACGAUGCCAAGUCUGUUGCUAAGGACGGAAAGGCUGCUGGUGAGCGACAGUACAACGGUCUGAUCGAUGUCUACCGAAAGACCAUUGCCUCCGACGGUAUUGCCGGUCUCUACCGAGGUUUCGGUGUCUCCGUUGUCGGUAUCAUUGUCUACCGAGGUCUGUACUUUGGUCUCUACGACUCUCUUAAGCCCGUUGUCCUUGUUGGCCCUCUUGAGGGUAACUUCCUUGCCUCUUUCCUGCUUGGAUGGACCGUCACCACUGGUGCUUCCACCGCCUCUUACCCCCUGGAUACCGUCCGACGACGAAUGAUGAUGACCUCCGGAACCGGUGUUAAGUACUCUUCCUCUAUGGCUUGCAUGGCUUCCAUCAUCAAGAACGAGGGUGUUGGUGCUCUCUUCAAGGGUUGCGGUGCCAACAUUCUCCGAGGUGUUGCCGGUGCUCUUGUCAUCUCCAUGUACGACCAGAUGCAGAUGAUCAUGUUCGGCAAGAAGUUCUAA